CCGGUUCCGGUCGGACCGGAAGCACGUGGCCCCCCACCCGCGCGGUUGCCGCGGAGACCGGGCUGUUUACCAGCGGGACGCGCCCGGCGGGCGGCGGAUGGAGCGGAGCUGCGAGGGGUCCUGAGAAGCAAUGGCCACAGAAGUCCCUGUGAACACAGCACCGCCCGAGCACAGCGCUGUUGUCCACCUAGCAACUGACAGCUUUCUUUGGCAGCCAAACUCCCUCAGAAUGCAUCUCACCAGGCCCAAGUCUGCCAAGGGCCGGACGCGGCCCAGUCUGCACAAAGCCCAGGGCACAGAGGACAGCCCUCAGCGCGCCACUUCCCCCCGGCCUCCAGCCAUUCCCUCUGAGUCUCCUGGCAGCCAGAAACCAGGGGCCUGUGCUCCCGUUUCUCCAGCCCAGGGAGCUGCCGAGGAGACCCCUGAACUGCUGCCGCAGGUGCCCAUCGGGGCUUCCUCUUCUCUCAACAAGUACCCGGUCCUUCCUUCCAUCAACAGGAGGAGCCUCCACGAGGGGGCUGUGGACACAGUAGCUAAAAAGGCCAGCUCACUGCAGCUGAGCAGCAUCCGGGCUCUUUACCAAGAGGAGGCCUGCGCCGUGAAGACAAGCAAAGAAGAUUCCAGCGCUCGAGCUGGUGUCCUGGAGAGGAAGUUCAUGACUGGAACCAAGAAGCAGGGCCCCUCCAGGGCUCGAAACCUGGAGGAACCAUCAGACCAAGAACCCAGGCUGCUGCUCGCUGUCCGAUCCCCCUCAGGACAAAGGUUCACCCGCCAUUUCCGGCCAACUGAUGACUUACAGACGGUGGUGGCCGUGGCCGAGCAGAGGAACAGAACUACCUACGGAGGCUGCAGCAUUGAGACCAUGGAGGUGCCCCGGCGACGGUUUUCUGACCUCACCAAAUCUCUGCAGGAGUGCGGAAUCCCCCACAAGUCUGUGCUGGGCAUCUCCCAGGGGGAGAGGAAGGGGUGGCCCUGAUCCGCAGCCCCCAGCUGGGGUCCUGGGUCUCUGAGCAAGGAGCGUGCUUGGGUGCCGAGCCUGGCUCUGAGUGCCACGCGAGCCCGGUGCAGCUGUGGUCCCUGGGUCUCGUCUCCACAGCAUGUCGUCUGCUGAUGUGCUGAGCACACCGCCAAGACCCCGGAAACACCCCUCCAUGCUCUCCACCACUGGAGCAGCUGGCAGCUUCCAAGGCUGUUCCUGAAACAGCUGCGGCCAGAGUGCUGGGUCCUCUCUGCAGCAUUUGCUCCCUGAACACAAACUCUGACUCCCGAAGCUAAUGGUUUGCCCCUCUGUACUUGAUGCAGGAUUAAACACUAGAGAGGAUUCUAGUCUGGUAAAUAACCAGGAUCUAGGAAAUAUCUAACUGGCAUUUGUAUUUCUUGCAAGUAUCUUUAAGAAACAGGCUGCUGACCUUCUCUCUAGAAGCAGCCCCUCUGCUGGGCCUCGGGACGGUCAGUUUCUUAGGGAUUUCUACCUGCGUGAUGAGGCAUCAAAGGGAAGAGCAGGUCUUCUGCUAUUGCAAAUCCCCCAGUAUAGCAGCUUCCCUGGGUCCUGGAGGUAGGUUGCUGCCACAGCCUGGACUGGCCAGUGCUGCCAUUCACUCGGGUCCUCCACUUCCGUAGCUUCUCUGGGCAGACUUCCUCCAAAACCGAGAAGAGCCAAUGCAAUCUGAUUUCCUUUGCUUUGGUCACUGAUGGAAUCUUCUGUUUUUAAAACGUACAAACCUAAAAGUCUGUACAGGUUUGUCCUAAGGGCCCCUCAUAACUAGUUUCAGUCCCCUGUCUCAGUGUCAUGCCCACUUCAAACGUGGAAGGUCCUUUGAGGCAAUGACAGCACACCUGGUGGUCUGAUUUUGGGUCCCGUGCUGGAGGAGGGACCAGCAACUUACUGGGGUUGCUUUGCUGUGCCUGUGCUGAGACCAUGGCCAUGCGACUGGCUGACGCACCAAGUGCCUUAGCCACAGAAGCCCCGAAGACCGUGGCGUCCUGUUCUUCCCAGUCUGAAGUGGGGAUGUAGACAAGUUGCCAAAGUUCUCUUGUAUUGUGGGUCCAGCGGGACCCGCACAACUCAUCUGGAUCCCUGAACAGGAUCGUGCCCUCAGACGUGGCCACCACAAAGCCCCCACCUCCUGGGUACCCAGGGAAGGCAGGAGUCAGGGGUUCCAGCAGCAUACACACGCUGCUGCCUCAGCCCCAAGGACAUCUUGUGCACAGAUAUGGCCGGUGGUUGGAAAUGUGACUUCUGGCACAUUCUAUGAAGAAGGCUGUCCUGUCCCAGCUGCACCCCACGCCACCCAGGUCACUCAAGGCUAGGUUAGUUCUGAAAGUUUACAAAAUUUCUUACCACCAUCCUGGUUCGGUUGGUAGCUCCUCUGAUUGGAAAGACCAAUUGGAGCUGGCCUUGCCUUGGGCAGGGUCACAAAACUGGACACCUCUUCCAAUUUUUGACCAUGACAGAAGGGACUGGGGGCUUCAGCCUGGAACUAUGGCACAGGAAGUUCACUUUCCCCCACCCCCCGGGACACAAGCACAUUACCCUGCCUCUGAUCUACUAGGCUGGGGAAGAGGCUCCCAUAAAAUCACACCUACUCUAUGGUAAGAAUGACCCCCCCACCUGCGACUUGGUCAUUUCUCUUGACAGGAAAGCCUUAGCCAGCUUGAGUGCCAUGUGGCAUGCUUGAGGAAAUUAGAAUCCUCUGCCCUUAGGGGUGGGCUCUGCUCUGCAGGUUGGAAUUGGGGGGUAGUGAAUAAAUGGGAGCCAUGAAGCAGAGAAAUAUUUUUGGAUAUUUUAGGAUGUGUGAAUAAAGCUAGAUUUGAACCAUCAUAAUAAACAUUUUUGGACAAAAGAUGAUAAUGCUAACAAUAAAAGCUGAUUUGUGUGAAACA
Messenger RNA from Sciurus carolinensis (gray squirrel), 2883 nucleotides. It is a transcript of the gene Ubxn10, whose product is annotated as UBX domain protein 10. The transcript is spliced from 2 exons. Bases 131 to 976 code for a protein of 281 amino acids. Gene Ontology annotation, molecular function: protein binding. Lineage: Eukaryota; Metazoa; Chordata; Mammalia; Rodentia; Sciuridae. The record is from RefSeq and is a predicted model, not a curated record.